AUGAGCGAGCAAGACCGUGCCUGGCAUAACAGCUUCAAACCACACUUUACAACUGACGGAAGAAUCGUCUAUCGGACUUCGAAGCUAGCAAAGGAUCAGACGUGGGAGGAGAAGCCUAUUGCUGGCGCAAGAGGUUCUCUUGUCGUUAUGGCGCGGUCUCACAGCAAGAAGGCUUACGACCUUGAUUCAGCUCUACCCUCUAGCAAGAUCACAGUCAAAAACGACAUACCUGCGGUACAACACGAAGCUGCUCCCUUCUCGCAACUAGCAACUCAAGCACAAGAUAAAGAGGUGGCUGAUAUCUACAACCUCGCUCAUGUCCUGUUUGACGACUACGAGGACGAGUUCACUCUCGGUCUAUCUGGUCCAUUGCAGAAGACAUUCGCUCACCGCAUUCGAAAAGAUAGACUCGCAAAAUAUCUUUCUGAGAAAAUCCUUGCAACAGUGGAUGCAGACGAGCAGAACAGUCUGAAGGCUGCCAUUCUGCGACUCACAGGACACGACAUUCGAGGUGCCUGUGAGCUUUUGAAAGAUAGCAAGAACAUAAGACUUCUCCUUCUGGUUGCACAGCUCGAUGGGGCUGAUGCGAUGUUCAUGGACGAUGCAAAGGCGCAGAUCGAUGCCUGGCGGGACCACAAGUCAUUGUCUGAAUUUGACUGUGAUGUUCGCACUUUGUACGAGCUUUGCUCCGGUAAUGUCGCCGUGUCUCGAGGCAAGGAGGGCAAGACCGUGCCUGUAGAGGAUCAAACUGAGACCUUCGAUAUCAGCACGCGGUACGGUCUUUCCUGGUUGCAGUGUUUCGCUCUUGGCCUCUUCUAUGGCAAAGCAGAGAAGAACAACGCAGAGGGUAUCGGCAGAAUUGAGGAUGCUGUGCGAGAGUAUCAAAGCCGCUGCGACAGGGAAGAAGAACCUACCAAGCCGUCCGAGCAUGAUGUUCAUUGGUCGUUGCUCAAGCUCUAUGCUUCUCGACAUGACGAAGCCCUAUCAGCACCAAGAUUUCCUGCAGCGCUUGAGGGUCUUUCCCAGCCAUGGAAUCAUGCCGCCACCUUCAACUUCGCGCAAGCUUGUCAAGCAGCGCUCGAGGUCCUUGUCGACGCUACCAAAGCAGAUGAGCUUGCUGAAACUCUGGCAGCAGAGCUUGGAGCCCAAGGUGACCUUGCUUCGGCAAUCUACGUCCUUUUACAUAUUUCGAAACCUGAAACACGACAGACACUUAUACAAGCUCUUCUGGAUCGUUUCGCUGCUUCGCUACCUGGCUCAGAUACCGCAACUAGUGACAGCGGUAUCGCGCUAUGGCAGCGGCUGACCAUGGAUUUGAAAGUGCCAACCUCCUGGAUUUACAUGUCUAAAGCUCGCUAUGCUGCCUCUGCAACUAACAAAGGUGGCGAUAAUAUAUCCGAACUACGUUACCUCGUUGCGGCUGAAGCUUGGGAGGACGCUCAUCAGUGUCUACUCAGACGAGUUGCGCCGUCUCUCAUCAUCGAUGAAGACUACACUUUCCUCCUGGAAAUGUGCAGACUCUUUGGCGACGACCCUAUCCGCCGAGUCAGCUCCUGGUACAAGGGUGGCGAGGUCUUUGCUACUUUCUCCCAGCUCAUGACUCACAUGAUUGCAAGGACCGAUAUCUCAGCAAUCGCGUCGCUGCGCAAGAAGCUCGUCACUAUGGGUCACAAGCAGGCAAAUGGGCGCAAAGUUAAGCUUGGUCAACUCAGCCAGCACGAACUCGAAGAACAUGCUGCUGUUCGAGAGAUGGCGAAUUCGCUCGCGCGACUGAGUCAACAGGGUGGUUCGGUUGGUGAGACAAAGGAGAUUCUGGAAUUGCCGAUCACCGAAGACGUGAGAUUGGAGAUCAUGAUGGAUGCUGGUAUUGCUCCACAGCAGUCUACGAAUAAGUCACGCAGAAACAAAGGUCUCGGCAUCAACCAGGCGACGCUGGAGGACAACGACGAUGCUAUGGACGAAGACUCUGACCCUAUUCCAAAUGGGACAGGCGCUUAG
Messenger RNA from Lithohypha guttulata, 1998 nucleotides. RefSeq lists its product as uncharacterized. The transcript has 2 exons. NCBI's taxonomy places the organism in Eukaryota, Fungi, Ascomycota, Eurotiomycetes, Chaetothyriales, Trichomeriaceae. Bases 1 to 1998 code for a protein of 665 amino acids. The record is from RefSeq and is a predicted model, not a curated record.